CCCAGCGGACAGGGCUGGAGAUAGAGCGGUUUCACGGUGCUCAGGCUCCUCCCCCCGCUUCCGCCGCCCGGGCAGCUGCUGGCUGAUAGCGGCCUCUCUCAGCAGCAGGAUGGCCGGGCGGACGGACCGGGCUCCGCUGCUGGACUGGGCCGAGGGGCCGGCGGUGAGCCCCGCUGCGCCGGAGGCGGAGGAGGCAGAGAAGUGGCCCCGUGGGUAUGGGGCCGGCUGGAGCCGCAGGCCCCCGGGGGAGCUCUCCCCUCUGCCCCAGCUGGAGGAUGAUCACAUUGUGGCUGUCUUCGUGGUCACCUUCGACUCCCGGAGCGGGAACAUCGUGGAGUGGUGUCUACCUCAGGACAUGGACCUGGAAGGGGUGGAAUUCAAAUCCAUGGCCAGCGGCUCGCACAGAGUCCAGUCGGAUUUUAUUUACUUCCGCAAAGGCUGCUACUUCGGCCUGGCUUGCUUUGCCAACAUGCCUGUGGAGAGUGAGCUGGAGAGAGGAGCCCGGAUGAAGUCCGUGGGGAUUCUGUCGCCCUCUUACACACUCCUGUAUCGGUACAUGCACUUUCUGGAGAACCAAGUCCGGCACCAGCUGGAGAUCCCAGGUCAUUACACCCCACUGGAGGCAUUCUAUGAAGACAAGAAGGGGGUGCUACCAGCUGGAGUCAAUCCCCAGGCCUGCCAACCUACUGUACACUGGCUGUCCUCUAUACACAAGCACCUGUACCCGGAGAUGAAGAUCACCCACCCCGCCGGCUGCAUGUCCCAGUUCAUUAAGUUCUUUGGCGAGCAGAUCUUCGUCCUGUGGAAGUUCGCGUUGCUACGGAAACGUAUCCUGAUUUUCUCACCGCCUCCUGUGGGCGUGGUCUGCUACCGAGUUUACUGCUGUUGCUGCCUCGCUAAUGUCACUUUACCGGGAGUGGGAGCCUCUGCUCCGGAAUCCAAGCCUUUCUUCUAUGUAAACGUGGCGGAUAUAGAGACCCUCGAUGACGAAGUUUCCUACGUAGCCUGUACAACCGAGAAGAUCUUUGAGCAGAAGCAGGACCUCUACGACGUCUACGUAGACAACCAAAAUGUGAAGACCCACCUGGAACAUCUCCAGCCCCUUCUGAGGAUCAACAGCGCAGACAAGGAGAAAUAUCGGCGGCUCAAUGACCAACGGCAGCUGCUGAUGUACACGCGGGAGGUGGACGGAGACUGUACGUCCUGCGAGGAGGAGGAUCUCUUCAUUUUAUUCUUCAUGGAGCAGAAUAACCGGAUAUUCCAGACCCUGCUGGAGGUGGCGUCCAGCCAAGAUAAGACUCUGACUGCUGACCAUGCCCGUAGUAUGGGCCUGGACCCGCAAGGUGACCGGAACUUUCUUCUGGACCUUCUGGAAGUCUACGGAUUUGAUCUUAUGCUGGUCAUUGACAACCCUUGCUGCCCCUGACUGGCUGCGCGGACCAUGGCGAGCUGUGUCUCUUGUGUAAAUAUUCUGACACAGGCUGGGGGAAUUACGUCUCCCUCGGCCAAAACGGAACAGUCUGUGGAUUAUGUCGCACGUAAGAUACGCAAUAAUAACAUUACAGGAGCACGGUUACAGAGGGAUCAAUCCGCCCUACAGAAAUGUACAGUGUAGCAGUCACCAUGGCACUGCUGGUGGUGGCCAUUUUGUGCUCUGAACCAACAUUCAUAACCAUGCAUGCCCCUGUGAUGUCACUGGUUCCUAGUGAAGUGAUUGGUUGCGUCUUGGUUUAGGCACACAUGGCUGCCUCCAUGAGCCGUAGUAGGCUGGCCCGCUGUAAACAUCUAGAAUUCUGCAAAACAGAUUUUAAUUAAUAAGCUGCACAUAAACACUUUCCUGAGGCCUUUACUGUGGUGCAGUUUGAGACCUUUAUGGAGGCUGGUGCCUAAGUGAUUAUGCCUACAAUGUGCUGUUACCCUUAGCAACCAGAAUGUCACUUUAAAAUGAGCAUCUUUUUGUUUAUGACCCGCACACCUGUGUGUCACCAUUUUAGAAGUGGGUGGGACUAGAAUACAUUGUAGCCAAUCGGGAAUGUUCCCAGCAGGACAGAUUAUUUCUUGUCGUAUACUGGGCAUGUCCACUUGUGGUAUUGUGGACGACAAGGCUGCAUGUGAUGCUAUCAUGAUGUGAGGAGGGGAAUGAAGGCAACAGGAUGCCACAGACAGAGUUUUAUAUAGUGGCAGGAGCAGGGUCCCCAGCAGCACAGAGUAUAUCAGGAGAUGAGUGAUGUGUCAGUGAGGACAGGGCUGCAUGUGACAUGAUGUGAGGAGGGGAAUGGAGGCAGCAGGAAGCCACAGACAGAGUUAUAUAGUGGGAGGAGCAGGGUCCCCAGCAGCACAGAGUAUAUCAGGAGAUGAGUGAUGUGUCAGUGAGGACAGGGCUGUAUGUGACAGGAACAGUGACAUGAUGUGAGGAGGGGAAUGGAGGCAGCAGGAAGCCACAGACUGAGAGUUAUAUAGUGGGAGGAGCUGGAUUCCCGCAGAGUAUAUCGGGCGCUAAGAGGCAACAGGAAGCCUUGAGACUGAGGGCUAGAUUUACUAUUUCUCUAUAGUUUUGACCCUGAAAUUUAAAACUGCAGUAAUAUAAAAUGCAAGAUGCACGUUGGAUGUGUUUUACCAUUUUCAAAUAUUGAGGGUGGAUUGCUGAACAUUGGCUGCUUUCAACGUCACUGCUUAGUAAAUGUAGCCCUGGCGGUUAUAUAGUGGGAGGAUCAGGGUCCCCAACAGCACAGAGUAUAUCAGGAGAUGAGUGAUGUGUCAGUGAGGACAGGAGUGCAUGUGACAGGGGCAGUGACAUGAUGUGAGGAGGGGAAUGGAGGCAGCAGGAAGCCACAGACUGAGAGUUAUAUAGUGGGAGGAGCAGGGUCCCCAGCAGCACAGAGUAUAUCAGGAGAUGAGUGAUGUGUCAGUGGGGACAGGGCUGCAUGUGACAUGAUGUGAGGAGGGGAAUGGAGGCAGCAGGAAGCCACAGACUGAGAGUUAUAUAGUUGAAGAAGCAGCAUCCUCAGCAGCACAGAGUAUAUCAGGAGAUGAGUGAUGUGUCAGUGAGGACAGGACUGCAUGUGAAAGGGGCAGUGACAUGAUGUGAGGAGGGGAAUGGAGGCAGCAGGAAGCCACAGACUGAGAGUUAUAUAGUGGAAGGAGCAGGGACCAGCAGCACAGAGUAUAUCGGGAGAUGAGUGAUGUGUUAGUGAGGAGACUCCGUCUGUGGCUUCCUGCUGCCUCCAUUCCCCUCCUCACAUCAUGUCACUGCUCCUGUCGCAUGCAGCCCUGCAUGUGACAGGAGCAGUGACAUGAUGUGAGGAGGGGAAUGCAGGAAGCCACAGACUGAGAGUUAUACAGUGAAGGAGCAGGGUCCCCAGCCGCACAGAGUAUAUCAGGAGAUGAGUGAUGUGUUAGUGAGGACAGGGCUGCAUGUGACAGGGGCAGUGACAUGGUGUGAGGAGGGGAAUGGAGGCAGCAGGAAGCCACAGACAGUUAUAUAGUGAAGGAGCAGGGUCUCUCUGCGUCGCAGAGUAGUGAUUUCAGGCUCCUGUGAAACUGAUGCAGGAAGAUUGUGGUGCCAGACUCUCUAUUACAUAGAUUGAAGCUUAUACAUCUAGCAAAGUUUAGACAGUGAAAGCACCCCUGUGAUUGGUUACUAUGGGUUACACCACUUUUACCUGUGUACCAGUUUGUAUAGAGGCUCCAAUGCAUCCAGUUGUUCUUAUCCUUCAUUCCCAUGGAACGAGGUUCGGCCACCUCCUAUUAUUGUACCGAUGCGCUAUUGACGGUAGUUAUUUCCAAACACGGGGAACCUUGCCAAUUGGAGCAAAAAGAAUUUAUGCGGCUUUUAUAUCUGGAGCCCCUCAAACACUAUUAGUGUGUAACAUACACUGUACAUCUAUGCUGGAUGCACACUGAGUGAUGUGGACAAUGUAUAUCAUUCCGAUCCCCCUCUGAGUGAUAUAUGGUCUAAUAUGUCGCUUGAUGUGUACCCAGCCCUAGAUUUGGGUGGUACAUGUCCAAAACCUAAUCUAAAUUGCAGUGAGUCAAUUAAGCUAGCCAGAAUGCGUGAGUUACAGGCAAACGCAGCCAGUAUUUACCCUGCAUACAAAAACGUACUGCAUUUGCUGCCUCUUUUUCUGCAUUCCUCCCAACCUGGAACCAGCCCCUGUAUGUUUUGAACCCAUGUCUUGUGUAACAUGGGGUUUUAUCGGCCGUGACCUCUGCUCUGUACUGGCUGCUCCCGUCGAGGUUGGGGGACCACAAGGAUCAAGUAACCUAAUAAUAAACAUUGCUAUUGACUUUUAAAUCUCGCUGAGCCCAGCUUGGAACCACUGGAAUAACUACUGCGUUUUUAUAAAUAUAUAUGUAACUUAAAUGGUUUGUAAAAAGAAGAAAAAACAAUGUCAUGGUUAAAAUGAAUGCUAAUUUAAUUAAAUAACAUAGUGAUUUAAA
Messenger RNA from Pseudophryne corroboree (corroboree frog), 4440 nucleotides. It is a transcript of the gene DENND11, whose product is annotated as DENN domain containing 11. Bases 110 to 1426 code for a protein of 438 amino acids. The record is from RefSeq and is a predicted model, not a curated record. The transcript has 9 exons. Gene Ontology annotation, cellular component: cytoplasm. NCBI's taxonomy places the organism in Eukaryota, Metazoa, Chordata, Amphibia, Anura, Myobatrachidae.